Molecule: messenger RNA, 2293 nt
Organism: Anneissia japonica
Lineage: Eukaryota; Metazoa; Echinodermata; Crinoidea; Comatulida; Comatulidae
Exons: 5
Coding region: 209-1438 (409 amino acids)
Source: RefSeq, a predicted model, not a curated record
UCAGAACUUGAGAAGAAAAAUGCAGACUCUGUUAAUAUUCUUUGGUUGUCCAUGCCAACAUUCAACAAAAAUCAAAAGAGAUGGCGUUUACAAACAUAAAAACAGUUAUCGGUGUAACUAUAUGGCGUAAUUCAAUUGACCAUUGACCAGCAUUAAAUGGUUAGGCAUUAUUACCAAUAAUUGGAAUGAAUGAGAAUUACCGGUCAUCAUGUCUACAGUGGCUGCCCCAUGCGCUGUGUUUAUGGGAAACCUGAAUAAUGUGAGACGUAAAUGUGAAGUGUGCUCUAUGAUCGUGUAUGUCUUCAAUGAUGUAUUGGGCAUUAACAUUACCAAGGAUAAUGUUAACAUAUCCUCUUCAUACCACUGUAACUGUUUCACUGCAACCAUUUUCGUCCCUAAUGAAAUUUAUCAAAAACUAGCAGUGCAGACCCUUAAUCAGUCAAUGCUUCCUUCAGGAUUGAUAAAGGAAGGGCGAAAGCUAAGAAUAGACUAUUUUCGUGCGGGCCAUGAAAAACAAAAUGUCGGCACAGUGCUAACUAGUGCAGCAGAAAUUAAUAAUCAGAAUUUUAAUGAUGAAAUUAAGAUGAUAAAUUACAAGAAAAAGCGACGGAGAAAGAAAAAGAGAACAGAUGGCCAAGGCAACACAAGUCUGGUUCAGUCACCUGUAAUCAACAGUGCCAGCCAGGGAAUUAACAAACAUCAGUCAACAUCUAAUGAGGAAGAAUUGAGCGAGGGCAUAAAAACUGACGCAAGUAAUAAUGCCAACUUAUUAGAGUUACAUAAUAAUGCUGAUUCUAUAGCAGAUCAACUUGAUAAUGUAGACUACUUAAAGAAAAAUCAACAGCUUGGUAAUGAGACUCGCAAAUUGGAAUUUAAGCGAGGCGGUGGUAGUUACCUCAAGAAUAUCCUGAAGACUGAUGUUGGGACGUACAUGAGUGCUUUCUUGAAUAGUAGUGGAGGUACUCUACUCAUCGGUGUGGACGAUGAAGGUUUUGUACAGGGAAUUUCUUUAGAUCAUAAGGCAGAGGACAAAGUUAGACGGGACAUUGAUGGCGUCAUGCGUAGAAUAGAACCUGCUGUGCUUCCAAAUAUCUACUCGGUGUCAUUCAUUCCAGUACAAGAUAAAAUACAAUGUAAUCUGAAAGUUAUCAAAAUUACUGUUGGUGCUGUUAAAACUAAGAUGUUAUAUGAAAGUCCAGGAGGGGGUGUGUUCAUUAGACGUGAUGGCAGUAUUCAGGGACCUCUUAAAACCAAAGACCUUCAAGAAUUGUGUCACAUGAAAUUGGAAGAAGAAUUUGAGAGAAAAGAAGCAGACCUUAAGAAACAGAUUAAAAUUCUGGAAUGUCAAUUGGAAGAUGCAAGUUUGGGGCACAAUAGUACAAGUUCAGUGCAUUCAGCCAAUGGGAAUAGGAAAUCAACAGUGUGCGUAGUAAUUUGACAUUUUGAGACUGAUAAUGUUAAAAAUAGAUGCAUGGGGAUGUGAAAUAUUGUCUCAUACUAUUGUCUCAUAUAUUUAUCUCAAAUCUAGUGAAGUACAGUGAGAUUGGUCCUCUUGUUAAAUCGAUCGGACACACUUCCUCACCCUUAAAGUUGGACGGCGUUAGGCCUACAAUCAUUUUACCCAUAUAUUGAAUCUAAUCAUGCAGGCUUCCUAUUAUAUACUGCAUUCUAAGGGAUGUUGCAUGGGUCGAGUCACAGAUAACUGGUGCUGAACCAUGGCGAUCUUGAGACGCUAGCCACAAGGUGCUCCUACUUUGAAAUACUAGGUACAGUACUGUAUAGUACAGAACAUAGUCUUUCAGAAGCUACUGUACCAAUAUAUGUCCCAUCUGUAUGCUAAAGAAUGCAAUAUGGUUUUUGGAAAAAGAACAAGGUUGUUUUUUGGUACUGCUCAAUUUACUACCAAGAGCAGAGGCGAAUCAAGAAUUUAUCAAACAUGGGGCACUAAAUUGUCAGAAUAGGUAAUUAGGAAGCACUAGUUUACUUUAGCAGCAGUGGGUUUUGGGGUGGAUGCAGGGGUGCAGACAGUGCGAUCAAACACCCUAAAUUGUAUUAAGAAAAAUUAUUGUACUGUAUCGUAUUGUUGAUAUGAAUUACCGGUAAUAUUUUUAAGUUAUGAGAGUCAAUUUCCGGGCACCUAGAGUUCCAUAUUCUCUCAAUUUUCUCACCCCAAACCCCAAGGUGGGGCUGAGGUGGUGUGGACUCUCACACCCCCUGCCACCAAAUCCUGCAUCCGCCCAGGGGUUGGAGGCCCUGUUAAAACAUUUUGUAUUUGUAUACUACCUUUUUAUUU